AUGGAACUUCCAGGGAUUGGAUGGGACUUUUGGGUAGUGAGACUAGCAUUUAUAGGCAGCAGGCAGAGCAUCCCAGCAGCCAGGCUUAGACUUCCGUGGGGAGAGCCAGUGCCUGGUUUCCAGACAGAAGGCAGAAGCAUACAGGCAGCAAGUUCAGAGGGGCAGGAGCGGCUCAUCUACAAGGGAAUGUGUGUGGGUGUCCAGGCUGCAGGCUGGAGCAUCCAAGUGGUGGGGCCAGGUCUGCCUUGUGGUGAGGCUGAGGCAUCCAGGCUGUGGUCAGGAGUGUCCAGGUAUUUGGACCAGGUCCUCCACGUGGUGGGUUCAGGGGUUCAGAUGGUGGGCCUCCAGGUGGACCUCCUGUGUCCCCCAGGCAGAGUGACCAGGAAGGCUCCAGGCAAGUUAAUUUAUGCAGUAACUGCACUUAAUUUGCCAUAUCCAAUUCUUUUCUGGAGAUUGAAGACGUCUUGCAUGCUACCAAACACAAGCUAUUACUUACUCUCAUCUUCUGAAAGAAUGUCAGAGAACACCUCAAGUUUAAAUGGACAUUACAAACCAGUUGUUGAAGCUACUGUUAAUUCCAGUGCUACCUACUUUUCUAAUUUAUCUUCCCAAACAAUUUCCCAUUGUUGUUUUUGGAGUGAGAAACAUAAAAACUGCUCUGAACAGGCAGUUGAGGAGACUUUUUUUUCAGUAGUAAGUUUUUUGCCUUUUAGAGAAAGAGGUAUAAAAUGGAAAAUACAGUACUGGAUGAAAAAGGACUUGGAAUUAUUCAUCUGUUACAUUGGGUUAGUUAAUUUUUUCAAGACUGAUGACCUUAAGGUUCAUGCAUUAUAUGUUAUAUCGGAAAUAUUAGAUGAUUUAUCUCUACCCCCACCAAAAAGCAAUUUUACGACUGUUCAGUGCAUCUGCGGUAUUGUUCAAUGUUGUGACUGUCGUAUACCUGUGUCAACAUCCAACCUCAACUCUACCUAUCAUAUGCUUUUGGAAAUCACAGCUGGUGGAGUAAUUUUUCAAUCACCUCCAAUUUCAUUUCAGCCCAUAAAUAAUUUUAAGCCUGAUCCACCUUCAGAUGUGCAUAUGGAAAUCACAGACAGUGGUAACGUCAAGAUUUCUUGGGCCAGCCCAACCUCAGUACCAUUUGAACUGAAAUAUGAAGUGGUAUAUGUAGAAUAUACUGCCAGAAAGGAGAAAAAAGAUACUAAGAUUGUCUUAACUACAUCCUUGGAAGUGGGCAGUGCGCUUCCUAUGACUGUAUAUGAGGUCCAGGUUCGGGCUCAGAGACUGGAUGGCCCAGGAUUUUGGAGUGACUGGGCCGACCUUGAUAUGUUUAUCACAGAAGACGUCAUAUACUACCCAUCUAAAAUUGUGACAAGUGUUGGAUCUAAUGCUUCUUUUCACUGCAUCUAUACAAAUGACAGCAAGAUUGUUUCUUCUAAAGAUGUUGUCUGGUGGAUUAAUUUGGCUCAGGAAAUUCCUGAAAGACAGUACAGCAUUAUCAAUGAUCAUGUUAGUAAAGUUACUCUUUACAAUUUGAAUGCAACAAAACGUCAAGGAUGGUUCGACUUUGAUGCAUUGUACUGCUGUAGUAAUGGAACUUGCUCCCAUCGCUAUGCUGAGUUAUACGUGAUCGAUACCAACAUCACUAUAUCAUGUGAAACGAGUGUAAAUGUAACUGAAAUGACUUGUAGAUGGUCACCCAAUACAAUCAAAUCACUUGAGAGAAGUACUUUGCAGUUGAGGUAUCAUAGGAGCACACUCUCUUGUCCUGACUCCCCGACAAUUCAUCCCAUAUCUGAACCCAAAGAUUGCCAUUUGCAGAGUGAUGGAUAUUAUGAAUGCAUAUUUCAGCCAUUCUCUCUAUCAUCUAGCUAUACAAUGUGGAUUAAUGUCAAUCACUCUUUAGGUUCAUUUGACUCACAACCAACAUGUGUUGUUCCUCAGACUGUGGUUAAACCCCAGCCUCCAUCUAGUGUGAAAGCAGAAAUUACUACUCACUUUGGAUUAUUAAAUAUAUCCUGGGAAAAUCCUGACUUUCCAAGGAAUAAACUUCAAUGCCAGAUUUGCUAUGGUUUAAAUAAAAAAGAAAUACAGUGGAAGGUGGUUGAGGUGAAUGAUACAAAUUCAAAGUCGGCCAGUCUUGUGGUGUCAGACCUGUGUGCAGCCUAUGUUGUUCAGGUGCGCUGUAAGAGACGAGACGGAGUAGGAGAUUGGAGCAGGUGGAGUCCUACAGCCUAUGCAGUUGUCGCAGACUUAAAAGUUCCUACCAGGAUACCAGAAUUUUGGAGAAUAGUUAAUGAAGAGGCUUCCAAAGCAGAGAGAAAUUCCACUUUAUUUGAGAAUCUCUACUGUCUAGAGCACGGCAUCCAGCCUGAUGGCCAGAUGCCAAGUGACAAGACCAUUGGGGGAGGAGAUGACUCUUUUAACACCUUCUUCAGUGAGGCUGGUGCUGGCAAGCAUGUGCCCAGGGUGGUGUUUGUAGACCUGGAACCCACAGUUAUUGAUGAAGUUCGCACUGGCACCUACCACCAGUUUUUCCACCCUGAGCAGCUCAUCACAGUAUUACCAUUUAUUGGUGAUAAACACUACCUUUUACUUACAUUCCAUGGGGAGAAAAAAAAUUUCCAGCGUAAACAAGAAAUCAAAGCGGUACUUAACUUGCAAGACUCCUGUGCGUAUCUGGCCCAGAUGCAGCCCUUCCUGCACAUCUGUGCACAAUCAAAACAGCAAAGCAACAGUUUUCUACAGAAACACAGGUCAUUCUUCUCAGCCCUCCAUGGAGAUGUAGUUAACAGUAUAAAGCACUCAAGGAAAAUCAACCUGCAGUUAUCUAUGGACUACAUGGGAACAUCUCCUGUAGUGUGGUGA
This is a messenger RNA of Elephantulus edwardii (Cape elephant shrew), 2865 nucleotides long. Its product is annotated as leptin receptor-like. The record is from RefSeq and is a predicted model, not a curated record. The coding region runs from base 1 to 2865 and encodes 954 amino acids. Gene Ontology annotation, biological process: cytokine-mediated signaling pathway; microtubule-based process. Gene Ontology annotation, cellular component: external side of plasma membrane; microtubule. Lineage: Eukaryota; Metazoa; Chordata; Mammalia; Macroscelidea; Macroscelididae. Gene Ontology annotation, molecular function: protein binding; GTP binding; cytokine receptor activity. The transcript is spliced from 15 exons.